UGCAGCUGAUGCAAGAUGCAGUCAGGCCUAGCCCCCCUGACCAUCCUACUGCUGCUUUACCUGGCUCUCCCUGGACAGUCUCAGCUGCUGAGAAGCGUACCAGGCUCUGUGGAUAAGGAAGGUGUGUGCUACUGCGUGGUUCACCUGCCCAGCAACCGCAUGGCCCUGCAGCAGCUGGAGCAGCUAGUGAGCACGGCCCAGGUGCUCAUGGGCAAAUACAAGCAGGAGCUGUCCAGGGUCAGUGAGUGUAUGCGUGUUAUUGAAGAUCAGAACAACCAUGUCCCAGAGAUGAACCGUGUACUGGAGCCCAGGAACCCCACCAUGCUUGCUUCCUCCUAUGAGGCCCCAGCCUUCAACCUGCUGCGCCUGGAGCUGGAGCGGGCCCUAGAGAUGGUGACCCAGCUGAAGGCCAAGGGGAGAGUUAGUGGGGCCGAGGACCUCCUCUAUCAACUCCAGGGCCAGGUGGCCAACCCUAGCCUGACAGUCAGGCUCCUGGCUGACUCUGAUUGGCACCGCUUCCGUGCGCUCCGUGAAGAGGUGGACGUCCUCAAGGGCGAGCUGAGCCAGUGUGAAAGGGAGAAGGAGCAAGAGGCCUCCAGAAACACUGGCCCGUACCUGCUCCCUGGUUCUUGUGCCUAUCAAGGACCAAAGGUCAGCAGACCCUCUGUGGUGCAGCUCAACUGGAAAGGCUUCUCACAUAAGGCAGGUGCCUGGGGCCGAGACUCAGCACCCAAUUCAAACUCUUCCCUCUACUGGGUGGCUCCUCUGGAUAUAAAUUUCAGGUUCUCUGACUACUACUGGCUGCACGAGUCUUACAAUGACCUGGUACUGCUGAAGAACUAUAAAGAGUAUUUCAAGGGCUAUGGUGAUGGCAGUGGUGACACUGUGUAUGAGAACUUCAUGUACUUCAAUGCCUAUGGCACACGUGACAUGGCCAAGGUGGACCUGCCUUCCAACACCCUGGUGCUGAAGCGCAUGCUGCCCAGCGCCGCCUAUAACAACCGCUUCUCCUAUGUCAGGGUGCCUUGGAAGGACUUAAAUUUUGCUGGUGAUGAGAAGGGGCUGUGGGUGCUCUAUGCCACAGAGGAGAGCAGGGGCAACCUAGUUAUUAGUUCUCUCAAUACCAGUACUCUGGAGGUGGAGAAAACCUGGAAGACCAGCCAGUACAAGCCAAACCUAUCAGGGGCCUUCAUGGUCUGUGGGGUGCUCUAUGCCCUGCGCUCACUGAGCACCCGCCAAAAGGAGAUCUUCUAUGCUUUUGAUACUAACACUGGGCAGCAGCACUACUGUAGCAUCCUGCUGGAUAAGAUGCUGGAAACACUGCAUGGCAUCAAUUACUCCCCCUCCAAUCAUAGGCUCUAUGUCUACAAUGAUGGCUACCUGGUCACUUAUGACCUCGGCUUCCUAAUGCCAGGGCACAGGCUGCCGAGACCACUAGCUAAGAGGGCUGCGGGGGCUUUGGAGCCAGCAAAGUCUCUCACACUCAACAGGGCCUCCAGGCCCUGAGAUCCCAGGGCA
Molecule: messenger RNA, 1518 nt
Organism: Manis pentadactyla (Chinese pangolin)
Lineage: Eukaryota; Metazoa; Chordata; Mammalia; Pholidota; Manidae
Product: olfactomedin-4-like
Biological process (GO): signal transduction
Source: RefSeq, a predicted model, not a curated record